UUUCAAGUCAAUCAGAGAUCAAUUGACGAUUCGAGAGAAGAAACUCGGGCAUGACCUGAAGAAGAAUGGAUUUCUACCUCACUUUAUGGACAAAGAAUCAUGCAAGCUUGUUAUGAAACGAAAUAGGACGAGACUACGAGCGUCUGGGAUCAAACGGCGAUUGAUUCGGAGUCCGGACGAGGGAGAAACGAAGCAUUAAACAGAGGCUGAGCAAGCUGCACGGGCAGACCAGCGUGGCCACGCACGGCCGUGCAAAAUACAAUCCUGGCCGUGCGGGAUUGUGCGUGGGCACGCACGGGAUUGUGCGUGGCCACGCACGGCCGUGCAACAUACAAUUCUGGCCGUGCGAGUUGGCUGAGGUUCAACUAAUUGAUACGCCGCGUUUUGAGGUGCACGGCCAGAAUGGUGAUGUGCACGGCCGUGCACCCUGGCCGUGCGAGUCGGGAUUUCCUGGUUUUAAGCCAAAUUCCGAACCAAAGAAGAGAGAGCUGGGUUUUGGAUCCCAAACACCCAAGGGACGAACCCUAGAGAGAGAGAGCGACUUGGGAACAUUCUUGGAGCUAUUUUGGAGGAUUUCUUCGCCAUUGGAGCUCGGGAAUCAAGCUUGGAGAUGGAGAUUGAAGAUCUAGAUCAGAUUUCUGCAGUCUCUUUCUUCUCUAUGGAGUAACUUCCCUUCACUUAGGUUUUGAGGAACCCUAGUUCCAUGAGUUAGGAUCUUUCUUGUAUGAAGUUUUGGAUGCUAUAUUGUUUGAUUAUAAUCGAAUGAUGCAUGUUUAUUGAGUCAAUUGAAGUCUGAUCAACUUUUCCUGAUUCCUGCUGCAAUCUGAGAUAGAUAGAAUCUGAUUAGGUUGCUAGAGUCUCAUCAUUCGGUAGUAGGAGAUUGGCUAUACGAGAGUUAGCCAGUUUACUGCUUUGUACUGGAAUCCAAUUCCAGUAGUGGAGUUCUGUGCUUAUUGCUUCAGCUUUCUAUCCCGGUGAAGACUAGUCGUCUGCCGGAUAGUUAGACUGAGAGGGUUUGGUCAGCUUAAGAGAUUCCAAGCUACUGUCGGAUCUUCCGCAGUUUAAUCAACAGUAAAUCAACCAAAAGGAAUUACAACUUGGACCUAAUUGAGGAGCUAGGGGGAAUCAUACCUAAGUGAGUUCCCAACCUGUAAUUAGAUUAACUUUAACUGUAGUUUGCUAGAGUAGUUUUAGUUCUUUCAUCUUAAUCUGAUUUGCUAAAUAAUAAACUGAAGCUGAGUAAUAGUAACUCUAGAGACCCGUGGAUUCGAUAUUUAUCACUUGAGCCACUAUACUGCAGUCCCUUUCAUUGGUUACACUUGGCCAUUGUUAGGUGUUGUGUUUUGGCGUGUCAAGUUUUUGGCGCCGUUGCCGGGGACUUUCUAGAGUAUUAGGAAAGGCAGAAGUUUGUUACUUUAGCGUUUUUCUUUUCUUUUCUUUUCCACCCUUGCUUUUCACUUGGGUGUUUUUGUUUUUUUUGUUGGUGCAGAUCUGAAUCAUGGAUCCUAAUGGCUUCUCCAACCAGUGGGGGUAUCCACCACCAUCCAGGUGGUAUUACCCCGCGACCCCCUACAGCAAUCAAGGAGGAGAAGACUAUGGAUUCGGGUUCCAGUACCAACCCCCUUUCUACGGAGAACAACCAGACCCCUGGGCAUAUCAAGAACAAUCUCCUUAUCAAGAAGAAUUCCUCCCACAACAAGAAGGGCCAUCGGAUCUGGAGUUACCCAUGGCGGCCUUCACGGGCCAUUCUGCAGAGCCAUGCUACACUCCACAGCCAGAUCCAAACUAUGAAUUGAGGCUUCUCGUGGAGCAGAUUGCUCGAGUACCUGAGAGAUCUUUUCCCGAGAUGGAUCCUCAUAUCCAGGCCAUUGCCCAAACUGACUUUUCCUUCCCCCGUGAAACAGAGGAUACCAUCCGGAGCAUAAAGAAGCACCUAGAGGUCAUUGAGAAAGCUUGUUCACAGUUUUAUCAAGACAACCUUUAUGCUGCCAUACAAGUAGAGGAGGAGGAAGAAAAAGGCAAUCAUGAGGAUGUUGAGGAGCAUACAGAAGUUGUCACAGAAAGCUCCCAUGAUAAUCAUGAUCAAGUGUAUCCUCUGGUGGUAGAUCAUAACUUUCACCAUUUCCGCUCUGACAUGCUGGGCUCGAGUGAGGAGAUGCAAGCGGAACUUAUCGAGAACCUUGCAUGGAGACUUGCUCUCCAAUUCGUGCUGGAAGAAGAAGAGCAAGAAAGGGUGCAGAAAGAAGUUGUGGAGGAUGACAAAAGUGAAGCAGAAGGAGUUCUUGAUCUUUUCCCAGGGGUGAUACCACAUGAAGAAGAAAGGGAGGUUGAAGAAGCAAUUGGCGUCCAGGCUGAGGACGGAGUUAAGGUGGAAGAGGCCUGCACCGGCCAUGAGUUACAUGUGAUAUCUCCACCAAACUUCGAGGAGCUGCUUGGCAAGGACCCAUUUGCAGUGUCUCUUUGCCAGACCAAGGCCAGAUCAACAUCGGUCCCUCUUGGUGGACGCGAUGGUGGCCAAUCGAUGCUGUCUUAUCUGGUUUGGAGCAAUGAGACGAGAGAAGAGAAGAAGAGGUCUCGAGGGUGGAGACUUCAUCUGCAUCAAGUGCACGAGCCUUCAUCACCUGCCACACCACCUGCUUGUGACUUGAGACUCCACCUCAUCGACGAGAACCUCAACUUCAAGGAGGUUCUAGCAUGGACCGAAACUUAGGAGCCAUCGUCCGGCUCACGACGUGAAAGAAGCGCUUGUUGGGAGGCAACCCAACCAGUCGGUUUGCAUUUCUUUCUCUAUUUCUCCUCGGUUGAGUCAGUUUUGUUAUUUGAUUUUAGAGUCAAUAACUCAACCUUUGUGAGAUUUUGUGUGGUGUUUGUGUUCUGAUUACUCUCUCUUCCUGGAAUGCACCGCCUGACCCGUUCAUCAUCAUUCACCCUUGAUCUGGUAACUUCGUUCUACCCUCCUUAUCUUUCCUCCAUUGAGGACAAUGUCGUGCUUAAGUGUGGGGGGAUGUUCGAUUAUGUAUGUGUGUGAAUGUUUGACUGUUUGUGUCUUGGAGCCUAGUCCACUGUCCAAAUUUCGAUUUGAGGGCUCCAAGUACGUGUUCCAUGCAAUUGCCUGCUCAGUAUGCUUUGAAUUGACAGUCUUUACAGUAAUAUGCAACCUAGGGAGGUAGUGUAGCACUAUGGAGGAUGUUGAUGCAUUUAAGAAGUCUCAUUUCUUCUUCACAUAAAGUUGGUUGAUUGAGUGAAUCAGUGAUCUUAGGACCCUUGAAUUGUGUGGUGUUGUGGAUUUUCUACCUGUCAUGGACUCUUGUAUCAUGUUUUGAAAGUAACAGGUGCUCGAAAAUGUGCUUCAAAAUAACGUCUCCCGUGCGAAUAGGGCGAAAGUGUGUAAGGGGAGACGGGAAUCCGUUCCCAAUUUCCACCUACUACCUCCAGCCCCCUUACAUAUCUUUCCCCCGCACGAGGCUCGAGACAUCCGCUCCUGGCAUGGCCGGUAAGAGCAGGUUGGGACCCUUGAAAAGAAAAAAAAGAAAAGAAAAAUAACAGAAAACAAGCAAAACAGAAAAAAGGGGUUCCAACCAUCUUCAAAGAAAAUAGAGCACCUUGAAAAAUGUGAGUCCAUGAUCUGUUGUUUUUGAGAAUCUCCUCAUCCACAAUUCAUUUGUCCUCUGUUCACUAUUUGCCAUGAUGCCGACUCGCCGAAGAAGUUAUGAGAUGACUUGUGCGUCGGUUGACCUCGUAAGCUGCUAAAUGAUCUAGGAAGUCCUCUACCUACGAUCUGGGUUGUUUGUUGCUAUAGAGGUCUGGAGAGUUGCAUUGGUUUGAGUUAGGUUUGCUUGGGGACAAGCAAACAGUUAAGUGUGGGGGGAUUUGAUGACUCGGUAUUUGCACAUGUUUUCCCCUUUGUUUCUUGAUUGUUUGAGCUUGAAUUAUUGCGUCUUUGGCCUAUUUUAUGCUAGGUUGUGUUCCUUUGUCCCAUUUCAGGUCCUAGCACAUAAAGUGAAGCAUAGGCGCAAGUUUCAAGUCAAUCAGAGAUCAAUUGACGAUUCGAGAGAAGAAACUCGGGCAUGACCUGAAGAAGAAUGGAUUUCUACCUCACUUUAUGGACAAAGAAUCAUGCAAGCUUGUUAUGAAACGAAAUAGGACGAGACUACGAGCGUCUGGGAUCAAACGGCGAUUGAUUCGGAGUCCGGACGAGGGAGAAACGAAGCAUUAAACAGAGGCUGAGCAAGCUGCACGGGCAGACCAGCGUGGCCACGCACGGCCGUGCAAAAUACAAUCCUGGCCGUGCGGGAUUGUGCGUGGGCACGCACGGGAUUGUGCGUGGCCACGCACGGCCGUGCAACAUACAAUUCUGGCCGUGCGAGUUGGCUGAGGUUCAACUAAUUGAUACGCCGCGUUUUGAGGUGCACGGCCAGAAUGGUGAUGUGCACGGCCGUGCACCCUGGCCGUGCGAGUCGGGAUUUCCUGGUUUUAAGCCAAAUUCCGAACCAAAGAAGAGAGAGCUGGGUUUUGGAUCCCAAACACCCAAGGGACGAACCCUAGAGAGAGAGAGCGACUUGGGAACAUUCUUGGAGCUAUUUUGGAGGAUUUCUUCGCCAUUGGAGCUCGGGAAUCAAGCUUGGAGAUGGAG
Molecule: messenger RNA, 4633 nt
Organism: Linum trigynum
Lineage: Eukaryota; Viridiplantae; Streptophyta; Magnoliopsida; Malpighiales; Linaceae
Source: the annotation of a GenBank genome assembly